Juglans microcarpa x Juglans regia is the source of this 1499-nucleotide messenger RNA. Its product is annotated as short-chain dehydrogenase TIC 32, chloroplastic-like. Lineage: Eukaryota; Viridiplantae; Streptophyta; Magnoliopsida; Fagales; Juglandaceae. The record is from RefSeq and is a predicted model, not a curated record. The transcript has 9 exons. Bases 408 to 1307 code for a protein of 299 amino acids.
AUUGACUCUUCCUCUCGAGUCUUCAUCGUCUCUGGCCAACAAACAGAACCAUUCUGCGGAGACCACUGGAGAGACAGAGAAAGUGAGAGAUAGACCCCGGGGCGGGGUUAAGCUCUGAUUGAACUCUGAAUCUGAAGUUGGUUUAUCGAAUAUAUGAGUAAGAGGGUUGAUGAUGGGUAUAAGGAUGGCGAUUAAGGAAUUGUGGAACGCUCUGCAAUUCAUUUGCUCCGUAGAAUUCUGGAGAAUGUCGGUGUUUUGGACGGUCUCUCUCCUCGUCUCCUAUUGCCGCUUAUUGCUUGCUCCCAAAUCCAAGUCCUACCCACGUUGUCCCCCUCCAACUCCUAUCAAUAACAAGCCCGUCUGCAUUAUCACCGGCGCUACAUCUGGGCUGGGUAAGGCCGCUGCUUAUGCUCUUUCAAAGGAAGGUUUCUGCGUUGUUCUGGCGUGUAGCUGAAUUAAUUCUGUCUGCAGUUGGACGGUCCUCUGAUUUGUUAUUGAAGACUGUUCUUGAGAUAACAAGUUCGAAUAAAGAUGCCCAGCUCAAAGCUUUUCAGGUUGACAUAUCAUCUUUCCAGUCAAUAUUGAACUUCAACCGCUCCCUUCAGCAGUGGCUUUCAGAUACAAAAAUGCAUUCUUCAGUCCAAUUAUUGAUUAACAAUGCUGGGAUACUAGCAACAUCGUAUAGACUUACAGCUGAAGGCUAUGAUCAGAUGAUGGCUACAAACUACAUUGGUGCAUUCUGUCUGGCCAAACUUCUACUUCCACUCCUCAUAAACAGUCCUGUUCCUUCCCGGAUUGUGAAUGUUACAUCCUUUACGCAUCGAAGUGUUUUUAACAUGCAGGUUGACAAGGAAACUGUCACUGGCAAGAGCUUCUUGAGACGAAAACAAUACCCAUGUGCUCGUAUUUAUGAGUACUCCAAAUUAUGCCUACUGCUGUUCUCUUAUGAACUUCACCGACAACUUGGUUUGAUGGAAAAACCUCAUCAGGUCUCUGUCAUUGCUACGGAUCCUGGAGCAGUGGAAACCAAUAUUAUGCGUGAAGUUCCUUCAUGUCUUUCCCAUGUAGCUUUUAUGGUCUUGAAACUUCUGGGCCUUUUGCAAUCACCUGAAAAAGGCAUCAGCUCUAUCAUUGAUGCAGCCCUUGCCCCACCAGACAAAUCCGGAGUAUACUUUUUUGGUGGAAAGGGUAGAACUCUCAACUCUUCGGUGCUGUCGCACAACGCAGAACUUGCACAAGAGCUUUGGACUACUUCAUGUGAUCUGUUUUUGCAGUCUCAGCUUGUUGUCGAGCCAAUUUCCACUUGAGCAUUGGAUUGCAAUAGGGAGCAAUCUCUUCAUCAACCAAAAUAAAAGAGAAUGGGUGUUCCAUCAGUGUCAGUGAAUUGGUACCAAGUGAAGUGGGUUGAUGGCCUGUUCCUCGAGAUGUGUUCUCAAUUAUUUUGCUUCAUGGAUGUUUUGUUAAAUGCAAUGCGAACUUGUUACCAUGAAAUCUUUGUC